AGAUCUCCUCGGGUUUGGAGUGUUUUUAUAGCCUGGUGUCCGCGAUUGCCGACAUGCCAUCGUCUGUGCUGGGCUCUAUGAUGGUGGCCUCUACGUCGUCGGCCGCCUCCCUGCAGGAAGCUUUGGAAAAUGCGGGGAGGCUUAUCGACCGACAGUUGCAAGAAGACCGCAUGUACCCGGACCUUUCUGAGCUGCUCAUGGUGUCCGCCCCAAACAGUCCUACUGUUUCUGGAAUGUCUGAUAUGGACUAUCCUCUGCAAGGACCAGGUUUGCUGUCAGUACCCAGCCUUCCAGAGAUCAGCACUAUCCGAAGAGUUCCCCUCCCACCUGAGCUGGUUGAACAGUUUGGACAUAUGCAGUGUAACUGCAUGAUGGGUGUUUUUCCUCCUAUCAGCAGAGCUUGGCUUACAAUUGACAGUGACAUAUUCAUGUGGAACUAUGAAGAUGGAGGUGACCUUGCCUAUUUUGAUGGACUCAGUGAGACAAUUCUUGCUGUGGGGCUUGUGAAACCAAAAGCUGGCAUCUUUCAACCUCAUGUACGACACCUGUUGGUUUUGGCAACUCCUGUGGAUAUAGUAAUUCUUGGACUGAGCUAUGCUAAUGUACAGACAGGUUCUGGCAAUCUUAAUGACAGUAUGUGUGGUGGAAUGCAGCUGCUUCCAGAUCCUUUAUAUUCUCUUCCAACGGAUAACACUUACCUUUUAACAAUCACUUCCACUGAUAAUGGUAGAAUAUUUUUGGCUGGAAAGGAUGGAUGUUUAUAUGAAGUAGCAUACCAAGCGGAAGCAGGCUGGUUCAGUCAAAGAUGUAGGAAGAUAAACCACUCAAAGAGCUCACUUUCCUUCCUUGUCCCUUCCUUGCUGCAGUUCACAUUCUCAGAAGAUGAUCCUAUUGUUCAAAUUGAAAUUGAUAAUUCCAGAAAUAUUUUGUAUACAAGGUCGGAGAAAGGAGUAAUACAGGUUUACGAUUUGGGCCACGAUGGACAGGGGAUGAGUAGAGUUGCCUCAGUUUCACAGAAUGCCAUUGUCUCUGCUGCUGGGAACAUUGCUAGGACUAUUGAUCGUUCCGUUUUUAAGCCAAUUGUUCAGAUAGCAGUGAUUGAAAAUUCUGAAUCACUGGACUGUCAGUUACUGGCUGUCACUCAUGCAGGUGUGAGGCUGUAUUUCAGCACCUGUCCAUUUAGACAGCCGUUAGCUCGGCCCAAUACACUGACACUGGUUCACGUCCGAUUACCUCCUGGAUUCUCAGCAUCUUCAACAGUUGAAAAGCCUUCAAAAGUGCAUAAAGCUCUUUACAGUAAAGGAAUUCUACUGAUGACAGCCUCAGAAAAUGAAGAUAAUGACAUUUUAUGGUGUAUCAACCAUGACACAUUUCCUUUCCAAAAGCCAAUGAUGGAAACUCAGAUGACAACCCGUGUUGAUGGUCACUCCUGGGCUCUUUCUGCAAUAGAUGAAUUAAAAGUCGAUAAAAUAAUUACUCCUUUAAAUAAAGAUCAUGUCCCAAUAACUGACUCGCCAGCUGUUGUACAGCAGCACAUGUUGCCUCCAAAGAAGUUCGUUCUCCUGUCAGCACAGGGUAGUCUUAUGUUUCAUAAACUUAGACCUGUGGAUCAGCUGAGACAUCUGCUUGUAAGUAACGUGGGUGGAGAUGGAGAGGAGAUUGAAAGAUUCUUCAAAUUACAUCAGGAGGACCAGGCUUGUGCAACUUGCCUUAUCCUUGCUUGUUCCACUGCUGCCUGUGAUAGAGAAGUCUCUGCUUGGGCUACACGGGCAUUCUUUAGGUAUGGUGGUGAAGCACAGAUGAGAUUCCCAGCUACUCUUCCCACUCCGAGUAAUGUUGGUCCCAUCCUGGGGUCUCCAAUGUAUUCUAGUUCUCCUGUCCCUAGUGGUAGUGCCUAUCUGAGUCCAUCCCAUUUGGGGACACCAUCCCAUGGUGCUCAUCUUCCUACCAUGUCAACACCAUUGUAUGCUGUGGGAAACCCGGCAAUGCAGGCUGCAAGCAUGAGUGGUUUGACUGGACCAGAGAUUGUGUACUCGGGAAAACACAAUGGUAUUUGCAUUUACUUUUCUCGAAUCAUGGGAAAUAUUUGGGAUGCCAGCUUAGUUGUUGAAAGAGUAUUCAAGAGUUCCAACAGGGAGAUCACUGCAAUUGAAAGCAGUGUGCCCAGCCAGCUGCUGGAGUCUGUGCUACAGGAACUGAAGGGUUUGCAGGAAUUUCUAGAUAGAAAUUCCCAGUUUUCUGGAGGACCACUAGGAAAUCCAAAUACUACUGCCAAAGUGCCUCAGAGGCUGGCGGGGUUCCUACGUCCUGAGAAUGGAAACACCCAGCAGAUGCAACAAGAGCUGCAGAGGAAGUUUCAUGAGGCUCAACUGAGUGAGAAGAUUUCACUUCAGGCAAUCCAGCAGUUGGUUAGAAAGUCCUACCAGGCUCUGGCUUUGUGGAAACUCCUUUGUGAACAUCAGUUUACUGUCAUUGUAGGAGAACUUCAGAAGGAGUUUCAGGAGCAGCUAAAGAUUACCACCUUUAAGGAUCUGGUUAUCAGAGACAAAGAGCUCACUGGUGCAUUGAUUGCUUCUCUUAUCAGCUGCUACAUCAGAGACAAUGCUGCUGUGGAUGGCAUUAGUUUGCAUCUGCAAGAUAUCUGCCCACUUCUAUAUAGCACGGAUGAUGCAGUUUGUUCUAAGGCAAAUGAGCUUCUUCAGCGGUCUCGACAAGUUCAAAAUAAGAGUGAAAAAGAAAGAAUGUUAAGAGAAUCGCUGAAGGAAUAUCAAAAAAUCAGCAACCAAGUAGACCUUUCCAGUGUCUGUGCUCAGUACAGGCAAGUGCGUUUCUAUGAGGGUGUGGUAGAACUUUCUCUUACUGCUGCGGAAAAAAAGGAUCCUCAGGGUCUUGGACUCCAUUUCUAUAAGCAUGGAGAACCAGAAGAAGAUGUUGUUGGUCUUCAGACUUUCCAAGAGAGAUUGAACAGUUACAAGUGCAUUACAGACACUCUUCAAGAACUGGUAAAUCAAAGCAAGGCUGCUCCUCAGUCUCCUAGUGUACCCAAAAAGCCUGGUCCUCCAGUGUUGUCAUCAGAUCCCAACAUGCUGAGCAAUGAAGAAGCAGGACACCAUUUUGAACAGAUGCUUAAAUUGGCUCAGCGAUCCAAGGAUGAGCUCUUUAGUAUUGCUCUUUAUAAUUGGCUAAUACAAGCUGACCUUGCAGAUAAACUACUACAGAUUGCAUCUCCAUUUCUGGAGCCACACCUAGUCCGAAUGGCCAAAGUGGAUCAAAAUAGAGUUCGAUAUAUGGAUUUACUCUGGAGGUAUUAUGAGAAGAACAGAAGUUUCAGUAGUGCUGCUCGUGUCCUAUCCAAAUUGGCUGACAUGCACAGCACAGAAAUUUCGCUUCAACAGCGACUAGAAUACAUUGCUCGAGCCAUUCUUAGUGCUAAAAGUUCCACUGCCAUUUCAUCAAUAGCAGCAGAUGGUGAAUUCCUUCAUGAAUUAGAAGAAAAAAUGGAAGUCGCUAGGAUCCAGCUUCAGAUACAAGAGACACUACAGAGGCAGUACUCUCGUCAUUCUUCAGUGCAGGACGCAAUUUCUCAGCUAGACUCUGAGCUAAUGGACAUUACUAAGCUUUAUGGGGAAUUUGCUGAUCCAUUUAAACUUGCAGAGUGUAAACUUGCAAUCAUUCAUUGCGCUGGUUAUUCAGAUCCCAUAUUGGUGCAUACACUUUGGCAGGAUAUCAUAGAGAAAGAAUUGAAUGACAGUGUAACAUUGAGCUCAUCAGAUCGAAUGCAUGCCCUCAGUCUCAAGCUUGUCCUCCUUGGCAAGAUUUAUGCUGGCACACCUCGUUUCUUUCCUCUAGAUUUUAUUGUGCAGUUCUUGGAGCAGCAAGUUUGUACAUUGAACUGGGAUGUGGGUUUUGUGAUACAGACCAUGAAUGAAAUUGGAGUGCCUUUACCUAGACUGCUAGAAGUCUAUGAUCAGCUUUUCAAGUCACGGGAUCCAUUCUGGAACAGAGUGAAAAGGCCAUUGCACCUUUUGGAUUGUAUCCAUGUUUUACUGACAAGAUAUGUUGAGAAUCCUAGCCAAGUUUUAAAUUGUGAAAGGAGAAGAUUUACAAAUCUCUGCCUGGAUGCUGUUUGUGGUUAUCUGGUUGAACUCCAAUCAAUGAGUUCUUCAGUGGCAGUACAGGCCAUCACUGGGAAUUUUAAAUCUCUCCAAGCAAAGUUGGAACGGCUUCAUUAAUUAUUGUAGUAUAUUUUCCCCUCUUGAAUUUUGGUCUGUAAAAUAAAAAAGAUCAGCUGGGUCCAGAAAACAGGUGUUGUAUAUCUAAAAAUUUUGAUAGAAAUUUGUUUUUAAUAAGUGAUCAUUAGGCACAAGUAGUACAUUUGUCAAAUUAAUUUUUUUAUGACUAGUGUUUUGUUUUGAUUUUGAUUAGCUGGGUCUGGGUUUGUAGAUCUUGGUAGAACGUUUGUAUAGUAUGUAAAAUGCCCCUGAAUUCCGUUUCCAGCACCACACACAAACACAUCAAUUUGCAAAAACCUGAAAUAAGAUUAUGUAUGAUUCUGACACACAAAGAUAAUGUUCUUACUUUACAUUUUACUACUGGCAACAAUUUUGAAUUUGUAUUACUUCCAUGUUUAUCUAGUAGCAGAAUUUCUAAGCUAUGCCAGGUGUGGUGGCACAGUUUAAAUCCACUAUUUGGGGAGACAGUAGCAGGCAUAUUUCUAAAACUCACAGAGUUCCAGGCCAGCUAGGGCUACAUAGUGAAACCUUGUCUCAAAACAAACAAAACCAAAACACCUUAUAGGCUGGGUCUGUUCCCAUAGCACUGGAUUCUAUAACAGUCCUUAAAUAUGCAUUUUUUAAAGUUAAUUUUUAGAAAAUUUUCUGAACCACUAAUUGUAUCAAUUACAACCUUUUAGGAUUUCUCUCCCUCUUUCUUUCUUCCAGUCACCAUAAAUAUGUACAGUAGAUUUUUUUAUGUAUACAUUUUUAGGUGUGUAUGUAUAUGUAUAUAUAUGUGCUGGAUAUGUAUGUAUUUAUAUACAGAAUUGUUUGAAUGUUCGAUAAACUUGUAACACUGUUUGAGUAUUUAAAACCUACAUGAUCAGCCAGCUGUGGUACAGUGCUUGAGAGGCAGAGGCAGAGAAACUCUUGAGUUCAAGGCUACUCUGGUCUACAUAUUGAGUUACAGGUCAGCCAUAGCUUCCCUAGAAUCCUCACUCUCAGAGUGUGCUUCAAGCCAACAAUAGCAGCAUCCUGGAAUUUGUUACAAAUUAAAUUCCUGGGUCUCCUAAUAUAAACGCCUAUGUUUGUGUUUUAACAGCCAGCCCUUCACUUCACAUCAAGAACAACCCACUUGUAGAUCCUACUGUUUUCUGUAGCUUAUGGAUUGAAUUCCCUCUCUGAUUUGAUUUCUCCAGCCCCUUGCUUACCAGUGACCACAACCACAACACAAGUCUUACUCAAGACAUAAUGGAUAAAGCAAAUUUGUUAGUAGUCUAGUUUUUAAGUUUUCUUAAUGGUGCCAAGUUGAAUCCAGGGUCUUUAUCCUGAGCAAGUAAGUCCUCCACCGCUGAAGUAGUACCCUCAGUCCCUGAAUUAUCUUUAACAUGCAGGAUUGCUAAUCUAAGUCUUCCAAGGUAUUAUCAAUGAUGAAAAAGGGAGAAUGACUAAGGCUCACAAAGAAAAACAGAAGUCCUUUCCACUCUCCUUAGUUUUGUUUUAUUUUUCCCAGCAGAGUCUCACAAGGCCUAGGCUAGAGUCAACUGCAUAGCCACCUAGAGUGAUCUUGAAUUUCUGAUCAUCCAGCCUCCACCACCUGAGUGCUUCACCACGCCCACUGGGCAGUAACCCAAGGUUCCAUACAUGCUGGGAAAGGACUUUUAUCAACGGAGUUAUGUUCCCAGCUCCCCGUUCUCCAACCCCCUUUUUUGGCAGGAUCUCACUAUGUAGCCCAGACUGGCUGCAGCCAUACCCUGAUCCUCCUGCCUCAGUCUUCUAAGCAUAUGUCACCAUACCCAACUUCCAUUCUGAUUUAUGGGGUGUUUUCUUACGUGUUUUCAUGUCACUAUUGAAGUCUGACAGUUUCAUAAAUAUAUCUUGAAUAUGUUUCAGCUUCUUUUUUUUUUUUUUUUUCUACUACUUUUAUGUUUUCCUAAGAUUGUAGAUUUUUUUGUUUGUUUGUUUUUCAAGAUAGGGUUUCUCUGUAUUGCUUUGGAGCCUGUCCUGGAACUCACAGAGAUCUGCCUGCCUCUGCCUCCCAAGUGUUGGAACUAAAGGUGUGUACCACCAACACCUGGCAAAACUAACUUUUACUCUUUAAUGAUUCAUUUAUCUGCAUUGGUGUUUGCCUAUAUGUAUGUCUGUAUAAUGGUGUUGGAUCCCCUGGACCUGGAAUUAUAGACAUGUGAGCUACCACAUGGGUGCUGGAAAUUGAACCCUGGUCCUCUGAAAGAGCAGCCAGUGCUCUUAACCAUUGAGCCAGCUCUCCAGCUGGAUUGUAGAUUUCUUUUUCCAUAUAUUUUUGUAAGAAUCCAGCUUCCCUGUAUAUUUCAUAAAAGAUCAAAAUUCCGGGACAGUCUUCAAAGCCACAGAGAAACCCUGUCUCAAAAAAAACAAACAAGAAAGAAAGAAAUAAUUUUAGCCCCUCAGCAAAUGUUGCAUUGACCUCCCUAAGAGAAAAGACACCAUUAGUACAUUGUUGCUAAAACUUGAACAUUCAUCAAAGGAAACUAUCAGGAUGGCCUGUCUACUCAGUUACUUGGCUUGUACCUGCAAAGGUGUGCUGAUCCUGGAAGCCUAGUUAGAUGUAGCAGGGGCAAUGUUCUAGCAUUGUCCACUGUCUGUGUAAGUAUGCUUUGUUCCUUGUCAGGGGGUGACCUUAUGUUGUUACUGUUCAUAUGUGUAAGCGGUGGGUAGUUGGUGGGGCAUUUUAGGAAGGUGCAUUGUUUGUGGACAGUUGUGUCACUGAAGGUCUUGUGAUGUACUUAUGUUGUUAGAUAGUUUCAGUGUGGCAGAAUGGUUAGAGAAGAGACAAACUAUUUACAUGUUUAUGUAAGAUACAUGUUGACCUGACAAUAUGUGUUUGACAAGUUUUUAAUUGUUUACUAACUAGUGACGUUAUUGAACACUUGAAUCACCUUAGCUUCUCUUUAUGUUUUAUAGUUUAAUCCCAGAAGUCUUUCACAGAUUGUUCAUUCUCUUCCUUAGGAUACUUUGUAUCUCCAUGUUUCCCCUCUCCUUCACUAGAGGAAAAAUGGCAGUAAUACAAUCAUGGCAAAUAAAUGAAGAACUAAAACCCCAAA
Phodopus roborovskii (desert hamster) is the source of this 7297-nucleotide messenger RNA. RefSeq names its product nucleoporin 155 (gene Nup155). Lineage: Eukaryota; Metazoa; Chordata; Mammalia; Rodentia; Cricetidae. The transcript is spliced from 35 exons. The record is from RefSeq and is a predicted model, not a curated record. The coding region runs from base 54 to 4232 and encodes 1392 amino acids. Gene Ontology annotation, molecular function: structural constituent of nuclear pore. Gene Ontology annotation, biological process: protein import into nucleus; protein localization to nuclear inner membrane; transcription-dependent tethering of RNA polymerase II gene DNA at nuclear periphery. Gene Ontology annotation, cellular component: nuclear pore inner ring; nuclear pore.